This is a messenger RNA of Leptinotarsa decemlineata (Colorado potato beetle), 423 nucleotides long. Its product is annotated as troponin C. Gene Ontology annotation, cellular component: myosin II complex. The record is from RefSeq and is a predicted model, not a curated record. Gene Ontology annotation, molecular function: calcium ion binding. NCBI's taxonomy places the organism in Eukaryota, Metazoa, Arthropoda, Insecta, Coleoptera, Chrysomelidae.
CCACUCAUUUAUACAUUCAAAAAAUUUUUUUAGGCACUGGAACUUUGAACUUCGAUUCAUUCUGUCGAGUAGCGAGCCAUUUCUUGGAAAAUGAAGAUGACGAAGCCCUCCAGAAAGAACUCAAAGAGGCUUUCAGGUUAUAUGACAAAGAAGGUAACGGAUAUAUUCCAACAUCCAGCUUGAGGGAAAUCUUGGCGGCACUCGACGAUCAGCUCACUAACGAUCAACUUAAUGAAAUGAUUGCAGAAAUAGAUACAGAUUCAUCUGGGACCGUAGAUUUUGAAGAAUUCAUGGAAAUGAUGACAGGUGACUGAAAACUAUCCAAAUAACUGUAUAAAAAAUGGAGUGAGCGGUUUAAAGUUCCCAUAUGGAUAAUUUGUUGAUAUUUGAAUUUUUUUGAAUAAUAAAACGUACAAUAUCAUU